GGCGGGGUCUCGGUCCGCCUCCGUCCGCUCAGAGCUGCUCUCCUCUCGGCUCCGCCGGCUGCUGCUCCCCGCUGAAGCUCUGUUCCGCUGCUCGCUGUGGGACUCUCCUCUCCCGGACCCGGACCGGGGCUGCAGCUGCAGGACCAUGGCCGCCAAAGAGGACCUGUACAGCAAGAUAGUCCCUCGGAGGCUCCGGCAGAACCGAGCCGGAUCCGUGAAAAGUGGCUCCAACCUGGACGUGCUGCUGUCCAUGGGCUUCCCCCGAGCCAGGGCGCUCAAAGCGCUGGUGUCGACUGGAGGUCGCAGCGUUCAGGCCGCCUGUGACUGGCUGUUCUCCCACCUGGACGACCCGUUCCUGGACGACCCGCUGCCCAGGGAGUUUGUCCUGUACCUGCGACCCAGCGGGCCGCUGCAGAACCAGCUGUCCCACUUCUGGCAGCAGAGCCGGCUCACCUGUGGGAAAAACAAAGCCCACAACAUCUUCCCUCACAUCACGCUCUGCCAGUUCUUCAUGUGCUCGGACCAGAAGGUGGAGUCUCUGUGUGAAGCCCUGCAGGCCACCGUGCAGCAGUGGCGGGGCCGGUUCCCCAGCCCGCUGCCGCUGGAGCUCUACACCUCCUCAAACUUCAUCGGCCUCUUCGUGGAGGAGACGGUGGCCGACGUCCUCAAGCAGUUUGCGGCUGAGUUCGCCGCAGAGGCGGUCCAGAAGGCAGAGGUCCAGGUGGAGCCUCACAAGAAGCAGCUCCACGUCACGCUGGCCUACAACUUCCCAUCAGACCACCUGUCCUCGCUGGAGAAGCUGGCCAAGGGCAUCGAGGUGAAGCUGGGCUGUGAUUGGCUGGCCGUCCUCUUCUCCCGGGACAUCCGUUUCGCUAAUUACGAGACGCUGCGGGUCCUGUAUCCCUACACGCCGCACAACGAUGACGAGCUGGAGCUGGUUCCUGGAGACUUCGUCUUCACGUCGUCCUCGGACCCCAGCAGCGCCAGCGAGGGCUGGGUCCACGGGUCCUCGCUGGCCACCGGGCUGUCCGGCCUGCUGCCCGAGAACUACGUCAGCCCGGCCGACGAGUGCGACACCUGGGUCUUCCACGGUUCCCACUCCUUCUUCAGCUGUGGGCCCAGCGACCGGACCAGUAAAGGCCUGUUUGAAGGCCUGCUGGACAGCCGGCGCUCCGACAGCAGCAGUCCUGGAGACACGCCCUCGCUCAGCCUCAUCUGCCAUCCCAUGCAGCAGGUGCUGCGGUUUAACGCCGGUCACGCUCGACAACCCAAACGCACACUUUUCGUGUGCCGGCACGGCGAGAGGAUGGAUGUGGUGUUUGGCAAACACUGGCUGUCCCUCUGCUCGGACAGCAAAGGUAGAUAUGUCCGUUCCAACCUGAACAUGCCCCCCAGUUUGCCCCUGUGGGGGGCGCAGAGAGACUACGACAUGGACGCUCCCAUCACUGUGUUUGGAUCCUCGCAGGCGCGGCUCGUAGGGGAAGCUCUCCUGGACAGUAACGCCGUGAUCGACCUGGUGUACUGCUCGCCCUCGCUGCGCUGCGUCCAGACGGCCCACAACAUCCUGAGAGGUCUGCAGCAGGACGGGAAGCUGAAGAUCCGGGUGGAGCCGGGCCUGUUUGAAUGGACCAAGUGGGUGUCGGGGGCGUCCCUGCCGGCCUGGAUCCCCCCCCCUGACCUGGCUGCAGCACACUUCAGCAUAGACACAACCUACAGACCUCUGAUCCCCGCCAGCAAGAUCACCGUGUCCGAGUCUUACGACACCUACCUGAGUCGCAGCUAUCAAGUGACCAAAGAUAUCCUGGCAGACGGCAAGAACUCUGGAAACAACGUCCUGAUUGUGGCCCACGCAUCUUCCCUGGAGGCCUGCACCAGGCAGCUGCAGGGCCGCAGCCCACAGACCGCCAAGGACUUCAUCCAAGUGGUUAGAAAGAUCCCGUACCUGGGCUUCUGUGCCGUGGAGGAGCAGGGGGACACGGGUGUGUGGCAGAUGGUGGACCCUCCCAUCCUCCCCCUCACCCACGGACCCAACCACACCUUCGACUGGAGGGAGACGCUUCUGCAGGAGUGAUGGACGUGAUCCCUGCUGGUCUGAGGAGCGGGGGUCUGAUCCCCGGACCACCGGGUCCCCCUCGUGGAGCCUCCCUGGGAGCACGCUGAACCUCAAUGUGCUGGAUGGAUCGGGGUGUGAGUCUGGGUUUGAGCUGCUUGUGUGUGAAUGUGGCUUUCAGCGUGAACAGCUUUGGUGGAGAUCUCAGUGAGAGACGAGCGCUUCCCGCCCCCCCAGCCUCAACGCCCCCGUGUGGCACCUUUUUUCCAGGAAAUAAACUGUAAAAUACUGCGAAACCAAAGGUGGCUUGAUCUGAGCUGAGCUGAACCUGCAGGACUCCACGGUGAGCGGAGGCCGAGUCGGGCCCGUCCCCGCGGUGCUGAGCUCUGCUGAAGGACAACGCCUGGAUGCUUCGUCCAGGUCUCCAUCAGGGGCCGGUGCUCCUCACACGUGAAAGACUCCUCUGGUGCGUCGCGCUGGUGGAGAAGCACAACCGACAAGCGCUCGGUAGCACCUUAAUCCUGGUCCAGCGGAGAUGCUAGCACGUUGGGUUCAUGUUGCUGUCAUCAUGUCUGUUCAGAGUCUUCCAGUUGUAGCUUUAUUCAUGUGAUACCGUAUAGGCCCGAAUAUAAGACGACCCUGAUUAUAAGACGACCCCCUCUUUUGCAAAACUCAAGUUUGAAAAAGGACUUUUUAAACACCAAAUUCAAUUUUUAUACAGAAAAUAAUUACAGUACAUCUGAAACAAAUGAUUAUAACAAAAUAUUCUAGAGAAAAAGCCUGUUAUUUUGCCUCAUUCAAAUCAUCAUGUUGAUGUUUGCAUCAUAACUUCUCCUCAGCUGCCGGUUAACCUGCCGAUCUUCCAUGGAGCCAAAUCAAGGCCAAAAGUUUUGCUAAUUUGAAAAUAAAAUUGUAAUUGAAAAUCUAAGAUUUGAACCUGAAAAUUCAAGAUGUGAAACUGAAAAAAAAAAAAAAAAAAGAUCUGAAACUGAAAUAAAAAGAUCUGAAACUGAAAAAAAGAUCUGAUACUGACAAAAAAAAAUUUCAGCUUCAAAUCUUAGUUUUUCAAUUACAAUUUUAUUUUCAAAUUAGCAAAACUUUUGGCCUUGAUUUGGCUCCAUAAUCUUCCACCCACUUUUCUCCAGAUUGUCCCUACAUUUCUCCAUUUUCUGUUAUCUCUUAUUUUCUUCUCUUUUCUUUCUUACCUCUAUUUUUAUUUUUAUUCUUGGUGACAGGGGUUUGUUUUGGCCUGGAGAGUUAAGUUCAGAGUUCGCUUUAGAGAUAUCUGGUGCCAUCUAGUGUUGUGAAUGGGUAUAAUGUCUAGACCCCGAAUGGAAGACGACCCCCACUUUUUCAGUCUUAUUUCAAAGGAAAAAACUCUGUCUUAUAUUCGGGCUGAUACGGUAAGCCCUUUCCCAGCAUGCAGCAUGUUUAUGAGCAGUGUCUCAGGUGUCCACACAUCCAGCUCGGUCCCGUGACCUUGAGCUUCUGACCUUCACACAAACCUUUCUUGUAGCAGUUCAUUUUAAUUUUUAAUUUUAAUUAUUACAAGGUUUUUUUCACAACAGUUAUCACCUGAAUGGCUGUGAAAUAAACAAUAAAGACGUAAUCAACGUUUGGACUUUAAAUUAAGAGCUUAACAUUUAUGUGUUCCAACCACUUUAAACUAAGACCUGAGGUACAAACGUAAGUAAAAGCUGCACUUUUACUCCGUGGAAGGUUUUCCAGUCAGCCGGUCCCCAGCAGGUGAAGUGAGGAGGAAACGGACCAGAGCCGCAGGACGGACCUCGUCCCAGGAAAUCCUCUCAGGGCCUAAAACGGAGGGACUUAGUCUGAAACGUUCCAGGGGCCGGAUUCACAAAACAUUCUUAAGAAAAAAAAUCUUCUUAAGUGUCAUUUUUUUCUUAAGUUCAGUCUUAAGAAGAAAAAAAGAGAAGAAGUCAUAUUCUCCAAACAAGUUCUUA
Messenger RNA from Cololabis saira (Pacific saury), 4014 nucleotides. Its product is annotated as ubiquitin-associated and SH3 domain-containing protein B-like. Gene Ontology annotation, molecular function: protein binding. Bases 146 to 2071 code for a protein of 641 amino acids. The transcript is spliced from 14 exons. The record is from RefSeq and is a predicted model, not a curated record. NCBI's taxonomy places the organism in Eukaryota, Metazoa, Chordata, Actinopteri, Beloniformes, Belonidae.